UGAAGAUAUACAGGAAGACUUGUAUACACACCAAACGGAGAUUCGUUGGACUAUACAGAGUAUAAAUGACUAUGGGUUCUGAAAAUGAGUAUCUCAAGCAACUUCGUGAUGAUCCUUGCUGUGAUCAGGGAUGUCAAAGCUGCCAACUGUGUUGACGACGCCGCUUGUGGCGCCCACGGUACCUGUCCUGACACUUCCGCACCAUGUGUGUGUACAGACGGAUACUCAGGGGAUGACUGUACAACAGCACCUGUUUGCACCGCCAGUGGAAAUGAAUGUGGCUCCCACGGUAGCUGUGACACUAGCGGCAGGACCUAUUCCUGCACCUGCACUGGUGGAUACACCGGCGCCACAUGUACAACCGCACCUGUUUGCACCGCCAGUGGAAAUGAAUGUGGGUCCCACGGUAGCUGUGACACUACCGGCACUAUCUAUUCCUGCACCUGCACUGAUGGAUACACCGGCGCCACGUGUACAACCGCACCGUGUACUAGCGGGGGUAGUGAGUGUGGCACUCACGGAACCUGCAAUACAGAUGGCACCACUGUAAAGUGUGAUUGCACACCUGGCUAUACCGGGACACUUUGUGCACAACAAUCAGGAGGAAACCGUGUUACUUUUCUUGCACAACUUCUGCUGAUUCCCAUAGUCCUUUCUCGCUACAUGCAGUAACAACUUUCCCCUCAUGACAACAGAAUGAAGACAAUUCGCUCCGUUUGAUACAUUAUUAAUCACUUUCGAGUUCCUGCUCUACUAUCAAAGAGAAUGUUUGUAAAAACAACAUCUUCGUGUGUAAUCAUAAUUAUAAUCCUUUGUAUGAAAAUCCUUAGCUCUGAAAUAUACAAGCGUGGUAUAUGAAGGAUUGAAGUGUCCAAAUGACUACAGAACAAAUGCUUAUCACUGCUUGAAAUUAGUACCAAUAGUCACAAUUCCAUUCUUAUUUUUAAAAGCUCCAAGAUGGUGUUUAUUGUAACACUAUCGUUUUUCGACAGAUAUCAUAUUUUAUUAGGUCAAAGACACUUGCACGCUUCAAUUCUCGUGUUCUUUACCUAGAUUACAUGUUGAGCUCCUGACUGAUGUCAGUUGUUCCGUCGAAAUAAACGGUUCAGUUCACGGCAA
Haliotis rufescens (red abalone) is the source of this 1119-nucleotide messenger RNA. Its product is annotated as adhesive plaque matrix protein 2-like. Bases 85 to 672 code for a protein of 195 amino acids. The transcript has 7 exons. The record is from RefSeq and is a predicted model, not a curated record. NCBI's taxonomy places the organism in Eukaryota, Metazoa, Mollusca, Gastropoda, Lepetellida, Haliotidae.